Yamadazyma jaroonii is the source of this 396-nucleotide messenger RNA. The record is from the annotation of a GenBank genome assembly. Lineage: Eukaryota; Fungi; Ascomycota; Pichiomycetes; Serinales; Debaryomycetaceae.
AUGGCUGCUUCAUUACCACAUCCAAAGAUUGUUAAAAAACAUACCAAAAAAUUCAAAAGACAUCACUCCGAUAGAUACCACAGAGUUGCUGAAAACUGGAGAAAGCAAAAAGGUAUUGAUUCCGUUGUCAGAAGAAGAUUCAGAGGUAACAUUUCUGAACCAACCAUCGGUUACGGUUCAAACAAAAAAACCAAAUUCUUAAUGCCAUCAGGUCACAAAGCUUUCUUAGUCAAAAACUUAAAAGAUUUAGAUGUUUUAUUAAUGCAUACUAAAACUUAUGCUGCUGAAAUUGCCCACAAUGUCUCAGCUAAAAACAGAAUUGAAAUUUUAGAAAAAGCUAAAAAAUCAGGUAUUAAAGUUACUAAUCCAAAAGGUAGAGUUUCAUUAGAAGCUUAA